AUGUUCAUCGCAUGGCCCAAGACGGCUCUCCGUCUCAUCCCUCGUCGCAAAUUCGCCACCGUUCGACUCGGCCUGACAAUCGAGCCGCAGAAAAACAUGUCUUCUCUAUCGCGUCGCGCAUGCUACAAGUGUGGCAAUGUUGGUCACUACGCUGGUAUGUGCCUUGCGCUCCGAGGAAUGCGUAAGCUGACAACAUUCAGAGGUUUGCUCCUCGUCCGAGAGACUUUGCUACAACUGCAAGCAACCCGGUACGUUCGUCGUCCACUUCUCGAUCCAUCCCUAACAAUACCAGGCCACGAGUCCAACGGUUGCCCUCACCCUCGCACCACCGAGACCAAGCAAUGCUACCACUGCCAGGGCCUCGGUCAUGUUCAGGCCGAUUGCCCGACUCUGCGCUUGAGCGGUGCCGGUACUAGCGGCCGUUGCUACUCUUGCGGUCAGCCCGGUCACCUUGCCCGCUCUUGCCCCACUCCCGGUGCCGCGGGUAUUGGUCGCGCCCCCAUUCCCCGUCCUUACGGUGGUUUCCGCGGUGGCUUCGCCGGUGGCCCUCGUCCCGCUACUUGCUACAAGCUCAGGCCAUGA
Messenger RNA from Aplosporella prunicola CBS 121167, 582 nucleotides. RefSeq lists its product as uncharacterized. Gene Ontology annotation, cellular component: cytoplasm. Gene Ontology annotation, molecular function: mRNA binding; zinc ion binding; single-stranded RNA binding. The transcript has 3 exons. Gene Ontology annotation, biological process: positive regulation of cytoplasmic translation. Lineage: Eukaryota; Fungi; Ascomycota; Dothideomycetes; Botryosphaeriales; Aplosporellaceae. The record is from RefSeq and is a predicted model, not a curated record. The coding region runs from base 1 to 582 and encodes 193 amino acids.